GCCCGUCACGUGAGCACUUUCACUUUCCAAACGUCAUUUGAAGUGGCUUUCCGUGCUGGCGGGAGAUCUAUUUUAUCUUCGAAAAUAACAAUAACAACAUGUUGUAGGCCUACAGAUGAAAACACAUGAUUGCGUCCAUCGUCUAAACUGGAAUGUAGAGUAUUUUCGUCUCGAUUGCUUUUGCGCGUCGAUCGUCUGAAUGAAUCUAUCCACCCUGGGCCUGUACUGAAAUGUAAAUAGCCUAUUCAUUUCUGAAUCUAUAUGUGCAACCCAAUAUGAACAGGUUCCUUAAUUAUUCAACUGUUAAUAAUAUUCAGUCACCUGGUAAAUAUAGCAAUUUUUUCAACAAAGAAAACUGAAUUGAAGAGGGGAACUGCAGUUGCGAUCGGCGCCAAUGGACCCGUUGGAUUUUCUGACAGAUAAGCAGUUACUGCAGUUUUUCCACUGUAGUAGGACAGAAAUGUCGUGCAUGGAGCAACCACACACCUUUCUUAACCAGCUCCGAGACCACCACCUCAUUCCGGAAGAAAUGUACAAGAAGCUGAUUCGGUGUAGGAGUAAGGAGCUGAGGGAGAAGGGUGUGUACCAGGUGUUGGACUGGGUGGAGGCAGAGAGGCCCGACAGCAUCAAGGUGUUCUGGAACUGUGUGUUCAAGGACCACCUCCUGCUGCAGUACCCCACGUUACGCCUGCUACGAAACCGCCUGCUGGAUGGGUCGUUCACAUUUUAUGAGAAACUGCUAGAGAAGAUGGAGAAGGAAGAGGAGGAGGAGGAUAAGAAGAAGAAGGCUUCAGCGGAUGGAGAAGAGGAAGAGGAAGAGGAGGAGGAGGAGAAGAAGACAGGAAGGAAAAAGAGGAAUAAGAGAAGUGAGAGUGCAGAGAAGGGCAAGCCCAGCACGUCCACCCAGUCCACCCCCAGUCAGAAGAGGAAAGUCCGAAGGUUAAAAUACUAUUCUCCUUUUUGGGAGGGGGAGAAAUCUGACAUUUGGACCUGGCCCAUCUACAAGAUCCAGCUCCCAGUCACCUGUGGGGAUAAGGAAGGCAUGCUCAUCAGGAACAAGCUGGCCACAGGGGAGAGGUGCAUUGUGGUCCAGGGUCGCUGGUUCACCCCAAGUGGCUUUGAGGAGUUUGGGGGGAAGAAGAGCAGUAACAACUGGAAGUACAGUAUCUGCUGUAGAGACACCACUCUGGCAGAACUGAUCCAGGAAGGUCAUUUAACUUCACCAGACUUUAAAAGAAGAAAGAGUACACAGGAUCACCACCCUGGUUCCUCAUCCACUGUUCGGAGGUCCCUACGUAUCAAUAGAAAGGCCAAGAGAGCACUGUUUCCCUUCAACCAAUCAGCAGGCUCAAUCACUGAAUCUGAGGAGGAUGACGAUGAUGAUGAGGAAGAGGAGGAAGAAGAAGCUGAGCAGGAAAGAGAGGAAGGAGAGAGAGGAGAGCAGGCAAACACUGCUGGAGAGAGCAGUACAGGACGCAGCCAUUGUGGUGUGAAAAAGUCUGUUUUCAAAGUUACCUGUGGAGCCAUCAGUGGAAUGCUACAUAAUAAUCGGUUUGCAUCAGGGUCGUGUGGAAAGAGCAUCCGCACGGACCAGCGCUGGAUGACCCCGGUGGAGUUUGUGACGGUGGGGUCAGCUCUGGAAGAUCCCUCCUGGAAGAAAGACAUCCAGUGGGACGGGAAACCACUCAGCGUGCUCAUCGAGAGAAAGAUCUUGGUCAUUCACUCUCUCCUGUGUAAGUGCAACCUAUGCAGCUCCACGGCCAAAGACAGGCAUGAUCAGGAUAACGAUGACGACUGCUUCAUCUGUAGAAGAAGCCAGGGCAGCUUGAUAUGCUGUGAUGAGUGUCCUCGCUCCUUCCAUCAGAGAUGUCAUCUUCCUAAUGUGGAUGAUGCUAUCCUGGGGGAUGAUUGUCCGUGGAUGUGUACAUUCUGUGUACAGAGGACCAGUCAGUCGUGGCGCUACCCCAAACAAAUGACCUACCAGGAAGCCUUAACCUGCCGAAUCUCAGACCACCUACUGGAAUGCCAGUACCUCCUGCUGUGUCUCUACCACGCGGACGAGGACCACAUCUUUGUGAAAGAUCCUUGCAUCAAUGUGAGAAACUACACCAGUGUGAUAAAGACCCCUAUAUGGCUGGACAGGGUUGUGGAGAAGCUGCAGCAGAAUCUCUACCAAACAGUGCAACACUUUGUGUCUGAUGUGUUGCUUAUCUUCACCAACUGUGCCACAUUUAACAGGGACAAUGCAGAGUUCCGUGGGAUGGGCGAAAGAUUGAAGGUUCUAUUUGAGAGAGAGUUCAAGAGUACAUUCAGCAUCCAACUUCAGCAUCCAACUGCAUCCAACAGCCAGUAGAGCCUUCAUCAAGUCUGUACUGUUAUCUCACUAUGAGACAACAGGGAAUAUUCACCAUGCAAUGGUCUUUCUAUACAGCCUUCAUACAGACUUGCAUGUACAUUAUUAUCCAUCUAGUCCUUUCAUGAAUUUCUUUCAUUUGUUCUAGCAGUCAAAAUGUGUGUGUGAUAAUAAUUGAAAUAGAAUGAUGGUGAUAACAUUGCAUUUCACACAGUAAAUGUUGCUUUGCUAACUUCUCAUACAAGAGCCUUAGAAUUCCUCACCUUCCAGGUUCUUACUUCUGGUUCGGCCUCACUAGAUUCAUGUCCAGGGAUUCUAUCGAAAAUAAACUCAGGAAUUUCUAAAACAUUG
Molecule: messenger RNA, 2704 nt
Organism: Salmo salar (Atlantic salmon)
Lineage: Eukaryota; Metazoa; Chordata; Actinopteri; Salmoniformes; Salmonidae
Product: nuclear body protein SP140-like protein
Biological process (GO): regulation of transcription by RNA polymerase II
Cellular component (GO): nucleus
Molecular function (GO): DNA-binding transcription factor activity, RNA polymerase II-specific; protein binding; DNA binding
Source: RefSeq, a predicted model, not a curated record